UGGACUCGUGAUUUCUCUCCUCCUCUCUUUCCAGAGGGAGAGAGAAGACCCAGCAGCUCCUCCAAUAUUAUUAAUUUUAUUUAUUUAUUUAUUAAUAUUAUUGCAGCCAAUUAAUCCAGAGAAAUUAAGAGGGAAAAAAGAAAAAAGAAUGGAGGGAAGUUCGAAGAUGAACAGCUGCAGCACAAAAGGGAAGAAAGAUGAUCUUUAUCAUGUUAUUCACAAGGUUCCUGCUGGUGAUAGUCCUUAUGUUAGAGCCAAACAUGCUCAGCUAGUUGAAAAGGACCCAGAGGCAGCAAUAGUUUUGUUUUGGAAGGCAAUAAAUGCAAGAGACAGAGUGGACAGUGCCCUAAAAGACAUGGCUGUGGUGAUGAAGCAAUUGGACAGAACUGGGGAGGCCAUUGAAGCUAUCAAGUCCUUUAGAGGCCUUUGCUCCAAACAAGCCCAAGAUUCACUUGACAAUGUCCUCAUUGACUUGUACAAGAAAUGUGGCAAAGUUGAUGAGCAAAUUGACUUGCUCAAGAGGAAGCUUAGGUUGAUAUACCAAGGCGCUACCUUCAACGGAAGACCAACUAAAAUCGCCCGCUCUCAUGGAAAGAAGUUCCAGGUUUCGGUUACGCAAGAGACCUCGAGAUUAUUGGGCAAUUUGGGCUGGGCCUAUAUGCAGAAAGGUAACUACAUGAUGGCGGAGGUCGUGUAUCGAAAGGCCCAAAUGAUCGACCCUGACUCGAACAAAGCAUGUAAUUUGGGUCUGUGCCUAAUCAAACAAGGCCGACACGAAGAGGCCCUUUUGGCUCUCGAAGACGUGGUACACAGUAGACUUCCAGGAUCCGAGGAGAGCAAGUUGAGGAAACGAGUGGACGAGUUGCUAAUGGAGUUGAGGUCUAUGAAUUGUUUGCCAGAGUCAUUGGAUGUAUUGAGCCUAGAUGAUGAUGAUUUUGUGAAAGGGCUUGAGCAGUUGAUGAAUGAAUGGGGCCCGUUUAGAUCUAAAAGGCUUCCCAUCUUUGAAGAGAUCUCUCAAUUUAGAGAUCAAGUGGCAUGCUAAUACCUAAUAGUUUGUUCUUUUGUUCAUAUGUAGGUGUAUUAAAAACUAAAAAUGUGUGUGUUUAGUUAGGACCACCAACAACAACAAAAAAAAAAAAAAAACAGAGAAGUUGGUGUUGUGUGGGUAAAUUAGAAUAAGGUCCCUUUUGUACAUAAUGUUAGGGAGAUGAUGUUUGUGUUGGAGAGAGUUAAGUUGGUAAUGAGAAAGUGAAUUGAGAACCAACAAUUUAGUGGUUCUCGAUUUGGUAUCCAAAUUUUAUUUAAUUCA
Malus domestica (apple) is the source of this 1309-nucleotide messenger RNA. RefSeq names its product protein SULFUR DEFICIENCY-INDUCED 1-like. Gene Ontology annotation, molecular function: protein binding. NCBI's taxonomy places the organism in Eukaryota, Viridiplantae, Streptophyta, Magnoliopsida, Rosales, Rosaceae. The record is from RefSeq and is a predicted model, not a curated record.